Messenger RNA from Striga hermonthica, 564 nucleotides. NCBI's taxonomy places the organism in Eukaryota, Viridiplantae, Streptophyta, Magnoliopsida, Lamiales, Orobanchaceae. The record is from the annotation of a GenBank genome assembly.
AUGCUAAUUGCCUCCAAGUACGAAGAAAUUUGGGCCCCUGAGGUCAAUGAGUUGGUGAGCAUUUCAGACACUUACACUGACAAACAAAUCUUGGUCAUGGAGAAACAAAUAUUGGGGAAGUUAGAGUGGAGUUUAACUGUGCCGACCCCAUACGUUUUUCUCGUGCGUUUUAUAAUGGCUUUUCUAACAGACUCAAACGUGGAAAACAUGGUGUAUUUUCUAGCCGAGCUUGGGAUGAUGAAUUACACGACCCUUACAUACUGCCCCUCGAUGAUAGUUGCCACGGCUGUAUAUGCUGCCAGAUGUACACUGAACAAGGCUCCCUUUUGGAACAAGACGCUUAAACUGCACACGGGCUUUUCCGAAAAACAGCUUAUGGAUUGUGCGAAGCUACUCGUUUCAUUCCAUGCGGCUGCGGGAGAUCAUAAGCUGAUAGGGAUUUGCAAGAAGUACUCGAGUUAUGAUAGAGGCUCGGUUGCGCUCUUGCCGCCAGCUCAAUGGUGCUUGGUUUUUGAAUGUGACAUCCUGAAUCGGCAAAUGUUUCUCCGUGAGGUAGAUUAUUGA